Messenger RNA from Physeter macrocephalus (sperm whale), 974 nucleotides. Its product is annotated as mitochondrial import receptor subunit TOM20 homolog. The transcript has a single exon. Lineage: Eukaryota; Metazoa; Chordata; Mammalia; Artiodactyla; Physeteridae. The record is from RefSeq and is a predicted model, not a curated record. Gene Ontology annotation, cellular component: mitochondrial outer membrane translocase complex; mitochondrial outer membrane. Gene Ontology annotation, biological process: intracellular protein transport; protein import into mitochondrial matrix; tRNA import into mitochondrion. The coding region runs from base 262 to 960 and encodes 232 amino acids. Gene Ontology annotation, molecular function: transmembrane protein transporter activity.
GAACUAAAUGGGGAUGGUGGGGGUGGGGUACUGUCUAAUGUCAGCCUAGGGAGUAGGCAGGUACACAUUGUGUCCAGCUUGGGGACAAGGGGCAGGACCUUCUCAAAUACCAUUUUUCUAUAAUUUGGGCAAGAUCCUUUUAGUUACUGAUGUCAGAGACUAACUUUAACCCAGGUUAAGCUUUAAGAGACAAUUAUUAGCUCAUAUAAUUGAAAUAUCUGAGGGGCUGGAUUUCAGGCCUGGCAUGAUACAGGUGCUUAAAUGGUAUCAGGUUACUGGCUCUUUAUCUGUCAGCUCCGUUUCAUUUUCAGGCCAGAUUCUGUACUUAGAGUGGAGGGUGGCCCUUGGCAGUCAAUCCUUUGUAAGUGUGCUCUUAAAAAACAAACAAACAAACAAAAAAGCUUUCCGCGUCCCUCGCUGUGGGUGUCGGGACAGAGCGGCGCAGUCCGCUCAGAGGGUUCUAGGCCAGCGGCUUCAUCACCGACCCCACCGCCGCCGACCCCACUCCUCAUCGAAGAGGAGAUGGAGGGCCAGAACGGCACCAUUGCCACCAGCGUGUGCAGGGCCCUUUUCAUCGGGUCCUACAUUUACUUCGACCGCAAGAGGCAGAGUGACCCCAACAUCAAGAACAGGCUGCGAGAACAAAGAAAGAAACAGAAGCUUGCCAAGGAGAGAGCUGCACUUUCCAAGUUACCUGACCUUAAAGAUGCUGAAGCCGUUCACAAAUUCUUCCUUAAAGAAAUAUGGCUUAGUAAAGAGUCACUAGCUCAAGGUGAAUAUGAGAAGGGUGUGGACCAUUUGACAAACGCAAUUGCUGUGUGUGGACAGCCACAGCAGUUACUGCAAGUGUUGCAGCAAACUCUUCCUCCACCAGUGUUCCAGAUGCUUCUGACUAAGCUCCCAACAAUUAGUCAGAGAAUUGUAAGUGCUCAGAGCUUGGCUGAAGAUGAUGUGGAAUGAGAAACAAAUGUCAA